AUGAGCUCGCGUUCCCCGUCGCGCCGCGCCGCCCGCCACGCGCCCGCCCUCGGCGCGCUCCUCGCGCUGCUGCUGGCGCCGCGCGGCGCGCAAGCAGAGCUGGUCGAGUCCUUCACGCCCGGCGGCCCGGCGGACCCCGGGCGGUGGCUGCUGGCCGGGGGCGCCGGCGGCGUUGGCAGGGGCGACGCGGCCUCCGCAGUGCUCGAGCAGGGCGGGCAGCGGGUAAUGGAAACGAAACGUAUGGUGUCGGACGGGACGGGGGUGCCCGCGGUCUUCUACUACAAGUUUGUCCCGUGUAACACGGCCCCGGCGGCGCAGCUAGCGGUCGACGGCUGGGCCGAGGGCCGCGGCUGGCGGCCGCUGUGGUCCAGGGCGGGCGCUAACCUGGCAGGGGAGGGGUGGACCAAGGUGAAGGUCAGGCCGCCCCUGUCCGCGGCCGGCGCGUUCGCGCUGAGGUGGACGUACCGCGGGGCGCCCGGCAGCGACUGCAGGCUGUACAUCGAUGACGUCACCCUGCCGGCCGCCGGCGACGGCGCCGAGGGCGCCGGCGCGGCCGCAGGCGCAGGCGUGGGGGCAGCGGGCGCGGGCGCGGCGGGGGCGGCGUUCCUGCCGGCGGCGGGCCCCGGCGACCGCUUGCUGCCCGCGGUGGCGGCCUCGGCCGCAUCAUCACCAGAUGCGGUGCCCCUCAUAUCGCCCAUCUCGCCAGCGCCCGCCGCGCCCCAGCCGGGGCCGCCCUCGCCCCUGCUGUUGGGCCCCGUCGCCGGCCCGCCUGCGCCCGCGUCGCCGGCGCCGGCGACUGCGCCGGCCGCUGCGGCGGCGGCUCCAGGGGCGGGGGCGUUCAUUGAAGCCUUUCGCCCGUUGAACCCGGCCGACCCGGCGACCCCGAAGGUCAUCCCCGGGCUGUGGCAGAGGGCGGGUCAGAUCGUGGACAACGGCCGCGGCAUGGGGUUUGAGCGCCUGGGGAUGAACCUUGAUCUGCAGAGGAACAAGGUGGCGCAGACGUCGCUGCUGGCGGGGACGCCUGGCGCCGACACGGCCGUCACUUUCUACUAUAAGGUGCGGUGGCGCGGCCCGAC
Monoraphidium neglectum is the source of this 1076-nucleotide messenger RNA. RefSeq lists its product as hypothetical. The transcript is spliced from 2 exons. The record is from RefSeq and is a predicted model, not a curated record. The annotation marks the transcript as partial. Lineage: Eukaryota; Viridiplantae; Chlorophyta; Chlorophyceae; Sphaeropleales; Selenastraceae.